This is a messenger RNA of Melanotaenia boesemani (Boeseman's rainbowfish), 1830 nucleotides long. RefSeq lists its product as uncharacterized. Gene Ontology annotation, molecular function: ubiquitin-protein transferase activity. NCBI's taxonomy places the organism in Eukaryota, Metazoa, Chordata, Actinopteri, Atheriniformes, Melanotaeniidae. The coding region runs from base 1 to 1830 and encodes 609 amino acids. The transcript is spliced from 10 exons. The record is from RefSeq and is a predicted model, not a curated record.
AUGCGAGAAUUACUGCAGCAAAUGCAGCACACUACGGCUCUGCUGCUGAACAGGAUAGGGCAGUUUCCAUCUGCUCCACCACAGUCCAGGCUGGAACCUAUAAGGAGUGCAGUAAAUCCUCUGCCUGCUGUUAUCCAGCAUCCCACCCCAGCGUUUCAAACCGAUGCCCCUCGAAUGCUGUCUGGGUCACGGCAGCUGCUUGCUCCAUCUAGCCAUACCCUGCCUGCUACUCUGAGCCCCAUCCCUUCUGCUCAAACUUGCCACAUCCCACCAACUCUACCCAACCACACCCCACCCGCUCCACCUUGCCACAUCCCUCCAGCUCAAACUUGCCACUACCAAGCUGUUGCCCCUCGCAACACUGUUUAUCAGCCCCAGCCUGACAAUGUUCAGGUACAGUUGUCAAGGCUUUUUCGGCAUCAUCAAAGAGGAGUAGGCACUGGGGUUAGAAAGAGGAAGCGGGAGACCCCUUGGUCCCAUACUUUCAUUUGUUUACCUGAUCCUCAAUGGACUUGUAUGCCCACAGUAGAGGAGGCUCGCUACUUUUCCUCCUGUGGAUUAGGACGAAAAACUGUGUGGUUCCCACACAAUGAAGGAGACCACCUAUACUUUAGCGAGCAUCUCUUCUCUGCGUUCCCGGCUCUUAGGGAUGGCGGUGGGUUUGUCCUGGCCCGUGGCAGCAGAGGAAAGGUUUUGGAGCAAAUGCCAAUACCACCAGAGGGAUACAGCGUGAGCUUUGUACGCUCAGCUUCUACAAGGGCUCCCUUGUACAUCAUCCCCCUUCAACGCAGCCUUACGCUCAGUCAUCCGUCAGUUGAAGAGGUGCCAAAAGUGAUGGAGACGUGUCUUAGCUGCCAGUCCUUAAUGCCACUUUGUGACUUGGCUGACCAUAUCCUGGAGUGCACAGGAAAAGAAGAAUCAAGGAAUGAUGAAGACUACAUGGAUGAUGACCUGGCUGUGGCUAUACAGCAGUCUUUAGAGGACCAAGUGGCACCUGUGCAACAUACUCAGUGUGAGGUCCAAGAGCAGAACCCUGUACUUGAGGUUGGAGUUGUCAGGACACCUGAUGUUGUUCUAAAUGCUCAGAGGCACACCCAGGAGCAGGUGAUGGUGGAGGUGGCUGAACUGGACGAGAACACAGAAAAUGAAGGGACAAGCGAGUCUCCAGAUUUAAAAACUGUCCUUGGAGAUCUUGAAAAAGGUCUUCUGAGAACUUCAUCCCCCAUCCACAAUUGUCUGAAUGUGUGCCGAGAGUUCCUGCUUGAAGGAUCUUUCAGAGCAUUUAGACGAACUCACUUCAAUCCCUGUCAUCGCUUGAUGAUCACAUUUGUUGAUGACGAGGGACAGAGUGAGGGUGCCGUGGACGAUGGUGGUCCCAGCCGGGAAUACUUGCGACUUCUCAUAUCAGCGCUAAGAGAUAGCCGCUACUUUGAGGGGCCAGAGAGCAGCAAAAAUCUUUCCCUAGUACCCCGAGGUCUGGAGUUCGGGGACUAUAAAGUCAUUGGUCAAAUGCUAUCCCUGGCCCUUCUCCAAGGAGGAGUACGGCCCUCUUUUUUGUCGUCAAGGCUGUAUGCUUUGUUGUGUCGGCAACAAACAGGCCCAGUAUCAGUUGAGGAGGUUGGUGACUGGGAACUGCGCCAGCACCUGGAUAAAAUUAAAGCUGCAGAAAACUUGCAGGAGGCCCAGCGUGCUGUUGAAGAAGGCUCACCGGCUCUGCAUGCCCUGGGCUGUGCAAGGUCUCUUACAGACAUGGAGAGCAGGCAGGCUCUCAUUGAGGAAGCGGCAAAGGCACACGUUGAGGGGCGCACUAAAGCUGCAUUGGACCAGUAA